UACUGUACCUCUCCUACCCGUGAAAAGGCAGAGGGCAGCUCUGUAGUAUAUACCAUGACAAAACAUACGUAAUGGAGUUAGAGGUAUACCAGUUUAAUAUAACUUUAAGAACAAUUUUUAGUUACUGACGCUCACAAUGACACAUGUCGCCACGAGGAGUGAACAAAGCGAGUCCCCGCCGCAUCCGUCCAUCACGCAUCCACGGCAACCGGUAAAUUAAUGGCCGCUGCGAACGAUAAAAUAAACAUCAUUACGGAAAAUCACUCACAUUUGCACAAACCGGCUGAUUAGAUUUAUAUUUUAAUUCAAUCGCGGGGCAUCCCUUUGGGAGAUAUCUGCGUCGCCUGUGUAAAGUGCAUCUGCUCGGCAGAACUUUGCAAUGGGGAAACAGAGCUGCGGGUUGCAGCGGGCCGGAUGAACCGGUACUUUAUACUGGCGCCGCGGACUUUAGGAGCGAUUUCAGUCAUUUCUCUGCAUUGCCAAAGAAAUUCGACUUUGUAUGGAACCAAAAGAUGCUGAAGACGGACGUGUGUUUUCAGGGUGCGUUUAUGUAACAGGGAGGGUGCAGAACGGAGAAGAAGCCUUUCUUCAAAAGUCGUUUCGUGUGGUGGAUAUUUUACAAGGAUUUCACUACAGAAACAGUUACCAGACUACGCUGGGAUUUAAAUUCCAGUCUUAUUUGGAAAAUCAAACACCCAAAAUAAGGACUUAUGAGUGGAAAAGUGGUGAAACCUAAAGAAGAAAAGGAUGCGUCCAAAGAGCCCCAGCUUAAGGGCAUUGUGACGAAGUUGUACAGCCGGCAGGGCUUCCACCUGCAGCUCCAAGCAGAUGGAACCAUCGAUGGGACAAAGGAAGAGGACAAUGGCUACACCAUGUUCAACCUCAUCCCUGUGGGGCUUCGCGUGGUGGCCAUCCAGGGUGUGCAGACCAAGCUGUACCUGGCCAUGAACAGUGAAGGUUACCUGUACACGUCGGAACACUUCACCCCCGAGUGCAAGUUCAAGGAGUCUGUUUUUGAGAACUACUACGUGACGUACUCCUCCAUGAUCUACCGGCAGCAGCAGUCCGGCCGGGGCUGGUAUCUGGGGCUGACCAAGGAGGGCGAGAUUAUGAAGGGUAACCAUGUGAAGAAGAACAAGCCUGCAGCCCACUUCCUGCCCAAACCUCUGAAAGUUGCCAUGUACCGAGAGCCAUCCCUCCACGACCUGACCGAGUUCUCGCGCUCCGGCAGCGGCACGCCCACCAAGAGCCGCAGCGCGUCCGGCGUGCUCAGCGGCAAGACGGCGAGCCAGACCGAAUCCACGUAGGGCGCGUGCGGCUCCACCGGAUCCUGCAGGCACCUCCGGAUUCCUGUUACUUCCAAGAAGAUCCUCCUGCCCUCUCCAGUCAACAGCAGUUCAGGACAGCAGACCAGAACGGCGAUACGUGCGAUAAUGACCAGUGGCGGGUUUCUCAGAUAAUCAAUGGCAACAGCAAGAAGAUAAACACAAGCCGAAGAAUUGCUGACUCGUCCAGUUGCUCGCUCCUGUGAAACAGAAACUUCCUGUCCUCCCAAGGUUUCUCCAUCUCUGUGACUAACUGCUCUUUUAACUUUUUUCUCAACCACCAUGGUGGCACUGAUCUGGAUGUUUGGGAGCCUGAUCUUUGACUCCUCCAUUCUGAGUGAGCACCCAGCACAUUUACCCAACACUGCCACCACAGAGGGCCACUCCUGGCAUGUUUAGACGUUGAGGGUAACAUCGGGGACAUUCAGGUGACUGAGAAUGGCAUAGAGCACACCAAGGACAGAACCUGAGAAUCCUUCCUUAAAGUGGCAGAAACAAUGGAUGCAGAGGAAAGGAAACUGAGAGAUCAAACAAAACAUAUUGAAAAUAAAGUAUGCAAGAAAAUCUGGUUUAGCAUUAGAGGGCAAACUGGUGGAUGUGCUGUUAUGUUAAAUGUUCUCAUGUGUUGAUCUUGUCAUCUUGUCUGGCCCCCUCUCUUAGUCUAAUACCCAGUCCGGUGUAUGUGUCAAGCUCAGCUCGCUCCCUUUCCAGAGAAUUUACUGGUCGACUUAUCACCAUGGUAACAUGGGGACAUCCCCACCCAGGGCACUAUUUUGGGUAUGAAUAAUUCAUCGUGGUCACAACUUUUCAUGGGGAAAAAAGUGUAAUUUUAGGUGGCUUAACCUUGUAUAGGAUCUGCCAUAUUUGUAAAUGUAAUAACAUGAACAUCAAGAUUUCCACAGGAUGUAGACAAACACAGACAGACAUGUCUCCGUGGCCAGAGUUUCUCUCUCUCUCUUUCCCUCUUUCCUUCCCUCUCUCUCUCUCAAAAUCAAAUCUCAUUUGCUCUCCGUCUCUCUCACUCACUCUCUCUCUCUCUCUCUCUCUCUCUCUCUCUCUCUCUCUCUCAGGAGGCUGCCUCUGGUUUGUUCCUGAUAUGUUUGUUUGUUUUGUUUAUGUGAUCUGUUGCAUGGGAGACAGUGGGGGAUUUGAUAUGACUAUAGCAUGACGUUGGCUACAUGUAACACUCAUGUUGAAUCAGGAUGAUGAACUUGCCGGUUUUAAGCCCGGGACUCUCUGUUUGUUAUGUCAUACACACAUGAAAUGCACUGAAUAAAAUCUUUAUUACGG
Brienomyrus brachyistius is the source of this 2615-nucleotide messenger RNA. It is a transcript of the gene fgf13a, whose product is annotated as fibroblast growth factor 13a. NCBI's taxonomy places the organism in Eukaryota, Metazoa, Chordata, Actinopteri, Osteoglossiformes, Mormyridae. Bases 711 to 1307 code for a protein of 198 amino acids. Gene Ontology annotation, biological process: positive regulation of gene expression; fibroblast growth factor receptor signaling pathway; animal organ morphogenesis. The record is from RefSeq and is a predicted model, not a curated record. The transcript has 7 exons. Gene Ontology annotation, molecular function: fibroblast growth factor receptor binding; growth factor activity. Gene Ontology annotation, cellular component: cytoplasm.